AUGGAUGCCAGUGUAUCGUCAUCAAUGGUGUCGUCCCGUGGUGGAGACGUACCGUCGACGGUGCAAGUUGCACUCAGAAUACGACCCCAAGGAAACCGUGAAAAACUCGAAGGUAGUCGUGUGUGCACAUCUGUUAUCCCCGGUGAACCUCAGGUUACUAUUGGCACUGACCGUUCAUUCACUUAUGACCAUGUAUUCGACCAAGCUACUCAACAAGCUGAAAUCUAUGAUUCAUGUAUAGACAAACUAGUUAACGGUCUUUUUGAUGGGUUCAAUGCUACAGUUCUCGCUUAUGGCCAGACGGGUUCUGGUAAAACUUACACUAUGGGUACGGCUUUCGACACCGGUGCAAUAUCAGAGCAUGAAGUCGGCGUUAUUCCACGGGCCUUAGCUCAUGUCUUCCGUAGGGUUUCGGAUUUGAAACAAGAAGCUCGAGAAAGCGGCAUUCUUGAGCCGACCUUUGAUGUUGCCGUGCAAUUUAUAGAGCUCUACAACGAAGAGAUCAUUGAUCUGUUGUCGAAUGAUCGUUCUUCCUCGCUAAACAUACGUAUACAUGAGGAUACUCGUGGUGAGAUAUAUCUUCAUGGUGUAGCGACCAAACAAGUACAGGAUCUUCAUUCGAACAUAUAG
Cooperia oncophora is the source of this 630-nucleotide messenger RNA. Lineage: Eukaryota; Metazoa; Nematoda; Chromadorea; Rhabditida; Trichostrongylidae. The record is from the annotation of a GenBank genome assembly.